AUGUCGUCCAAUACACCCAUCGCAGGCCAGAAUGGCAUCGCCGCUACAAACGGCACCAAUGGUACCACCAACGGCACUCCUCGUGCCAGGAUUUGCGUCUUCUGUGGCUCCAGCGGCGGCGCCAGCCCUGCACACAUGGAGGCAGCUCGACAACUAGGCAGAGUAAUGGCCGAGAACAACAUUGACUUGGUAUACGGCGGUGGUACAGUCGGCCUCAUGGGCGAGGUCGCCAAAACGGUCUGCUCCAUCAACGGGCCCGAGUCGGUCCACGGCAUCAUUCCCGAAGCCCUAGUCAGAUAUGAGCGAGACGGCACCUAUCAAACCGUCAACAUCAACAACCAAGUCGUUCCAACCGAGUCCGUCUACGGGCGCACCACUGUUGUCAAGGACAUGCACACCAGGAAGAAGCUCAUGGCCGAGGAGGUCUUCAACGGCGGGCCCGGCAGCGGCUUCAUUGGCCUGAGCGGUGGUUACGGCACCAUGGAAGAAGUAUUCGAAGUCAUUACAUGGAAUCAGCUGGGCAUCCACACCAAGGGCAUCUGCCUGCUCAAUAUUGAGGGAUACUGGGACGGAAUUGUACAGUGGGUAGCCAAGGCAUCCGAGCAAGGCUUCGUCAAGCCAGGUAACGAGAGUAUCGUGGUUUCUGCGUCCGACGCAGAGGGUGCGGUCAAGGCGUUGCGAGACUACAAAGUUUCUGAAGCUACUUUCAAGCUUCAGUGGGGCAAACAAUAG
Messenger RNA from Pochonia chlamydosporia 170, 732 nucleotides. Its product is annotated as lysine decarboxylase-like protein. The coding region runs from base 1 to 732 and encodes 243 amino acids. Lineage: Eukaryota; Fungi; Ascomycota; Sordariomycetes; Hypocreales; Clavicipitaceae. Gene Ontology annotation, cellular component: cytosol. The record is from RefSeq and is a predicted model, not a curated record. Gene Ontology annotation, biological process: cytokinin biosynthetic process. The transcript has 2 exons. Gene Ontology annotation, molecular function: hydrolase activity, hydrolyzing N-glycosyl compounds.